Messenger RNA from Ziziphus jujuba (common jujube), 1128 nucleotides. RefSeq lists its product as uncharacterized. Gene Ontology annotation, biological process: protein import into nucleus. Gene Ontology annotation, cellular component: nucleus. Bases 270 to 878 code for a protein of 202 amino acids. The transcript is spliced from 7 exons. Lineage: Eukaryota; Viridiplantae; Streptophyta; Magnoliopsida; Rosales; Rhamnaceae. Gene Ontology annotation, molecular function: guanyl-nucleotide exchange factor activity; small GTPase binding. The record is from RefSeq and is a predicted model, not a curated record.
GCUGUGAACUCCGCUUUGAAUAUAUGCUGGAUUCAGUUUUGUGUACAAUUUUCUGUGUCGGGUUUAAUUCUUUUCACCCUUUUUUUCUUUUUCUUUUUUUUCUUGUUUAUUUAUUUAUUUAUGCUGAAAUGGCGUACAAUAUACGCUGUGAACUCCGCUUUGAAUAUACGCUGGAUUCAGUUUUGUAUACAAUUUUCUGAGUUGGGUUUAAUUGGCUGAUUUCGAAUUUUACGAACAAGUUCGAGUUUUUAUUUUAAGUUGCUGAAGGAAUGUACCAAGAUUUCUUUUCUGAGCACUCUCUGUUCGGCGGUGCAAUAGCUAGCACGUUUCCUAAUAGGUUCCAGGAUGUGAGCAACAUUCGGCAAGUUCCUGAUCAUCAGGAGGUGUUUGUGGAUCCUGCCCGGGAUGAGAGCUUGAUCUUUGAGCUAUUGGAUUUGAAGCAUGAUGUUGGUGAUAAUGGAAGUGCUACAUGGUUUCUUCAAGACCUUGCCACUGAGCAAGAAGCUGAAGGAAGCAUGGUUGUUGAACAGUCUGGAGUUAUCGAGGCCCCUACAUUAUGUUUCAGGAACAUACCUGCCGUUGUUACAACUGCAGUAGGCCAAAUGGCAAUUUCCAAGGGGCGGCAAGGAAGGGAAGCACAAAAUAUUGUGAGGGUUUAUGUGGCAAAUCUGCGUCUUAAGGAAGUUAAUACAGAUGUGCUAGUUACUGCAUAUGAGCCCAUUCACAUAAAUCCUCUGAGUGAAAGUGCUAAUGCCGUUGAUGCUGGUUUUGCUGUUCCUGCUACACAAUCUGGAUGUAUGCCAAUGGCUGAGGUCUUUAAACUUGCCGUCUCUAGCUUCAAGGUGAACGACUGGAACCUUUUUGGUAAUGCCGCCUGAGAUGGAUGAUACAACUAUGUUAUUAGGUAGUCCUAUUAUUUAUAUCUGGGAGGAUUCUUCGAACAUUGGGUUUAUUCGUCACAUCAGUCAGAUUCCAUACCCUGUCUUGCAAUUGAAAUAUGGUGAAAGAGUGUUCCCAACUUUAGGUUUAUUUAUUUAUUUAUUUAUUUUUGUAUCCUUAGAACAAAACUAGUUUGUAAAUGUCUUUAAACGUUUUCAGUUAUGGAUCAGCAUUAAGAGUGUAUUUUUA